Molecule: messenger RNA, 1505 nt
Organism: Medicago truncatula (barrel medic)
Lineage: Eukaryota; Viridiplantae; Streptophyta; Magnoliopsida; Fabales; Fabaceae
Product: growth-regulating factor 5
Exons: 3
Coding region: 222-1196 (324 amino acids)
Biological process (GO): developmental process; regulation of DNA-templated transcription; DNA-templated transcription
Cellular component (GO): nucleus
Molecular function (GO): ATP binding
Source: RefSeq, a predicted model, not a curated record
UUAAUUCACCACCAAUUCCUUGUCCAUUUACCAAUGAUGGCUCAACUGGUUUUCUCCAAGUUAAGCUCCCCACCCUUUCCUCCUCCCUCACCACCACCACAACCACCGUCUUUAUAAUCUCUUUCUAACUCUUAUGCAAUUUUUCCUCUUCUAGAUUCAACCUUUCAUCAUCAUAAUCUUCCUCACAACAUCAUCACCUUAAAAACCUCAAAAACUAAAACAUGAGCAUUCAACAACCGCCGUUGAUGUGGUCUCCAACACAUCCACCGUUCACUGUCUCUCAAUGGCAAGAGCUAGAACAUCAAGCUCUCAUCUUCAAGUAUCUCAAAGCUGGUUUAUCUGUUCCUCCUGACCUCCUUUUACCUAUUCGGAAAAGUCUUCAAUUCAUGUCUCAUCCAUCUCUGGGUUAUUAUGGAAAAAAAAUUGACCCAGAACCAGGUAGGUGUAGAAGAACAGAUGGUAAAAAAUGGAGAUGUGCUAGGGAUGCUCAUCCUGAUUCUAAGUACUGUGACCGGCAUAUGAUUCGACGUCGUUACCGUUCAAGAAAGCCUGUGGAAUCUUCUUCUUCUUCUUCUUGUUCACAAUCUUCAUCUUCAGUUUCAGCUACUACUUCACAAGGUGGUUCUAGUGGAAGUACUAGUACUGUUUCUGCUUCUGUUACUGCUACUUCAACUUUUCAAACACUUCCUUUGCAUACAAAUGGUACUCGUGAAGGUUUAAGUUUCAAUCUUGGGAACACCGUGCCCCACAUGGACCCUAUGCUUCUUCCUCUUCAGGGUUCUAAGAAACCUUAUAGGUUUGGACUGAACUCGGAAGCAGAGGAGAACAACCUCUUACAGAAAGAUCUAGGAUCUGUGAAGUAUCAAGGUUAUGACUUCACUUCAGAUGGCAUGUGGUAUAAUAACAUGUCUCAGAUUUCAUCAAACACUGUUUCAGAAUCAAGGAAUGGUUCUUCCAUGGUUGACAACUACAACUUCCAACAGCGAACAACAAGAGAACCUGAGCUGUUUAACCUCGACGCUGCAAGGUCCAAGGAAAUCGUCUUUAACGGCCAGCUAGGUAGUUUGAAACAGGAAUAUCCAUCCUCUCAGUCUCUCUUCAGUGACUGGCAGUGGAAGAAAGAUUUAGCCUCCUCUGGUGUGGAGUAUAGGCCAAGCAAGGAUUUUAACACUAAUCCAGAUGUCAAUGUUGAUUGAAAUGCUGCUACUUUAUGAAAGCUUGCAAUAAGUGUUGUCAACAUCAUGGUUUAAUUUCCAAGCUUCAAUUUUCCUACUGUUCACUUGAAGGAGGAGUUAUUAUGCUUUCUAUUUACACGUAAACUUUGUAAUAUUUGAUUGUAUUUUCCUUUUUCUUGAUUUGUUGCAUUUAGUUUGAAUAUUGUCUGUCUUUUAUGAUCAAAGACUUAUGAUUGUUAGACACAUGGUGUGUGGUGUGAUAUUUGAGUAUUCUGAGACAAGUAGUUAAAAAAAAUGAUGGUUAAUUAUUGCAUGAAUGAUUGUGAAUGA